ACAGCACAAGCAGGCUGCGAGCGGUAGAAGAAGCUCCGGAUGGUUUCUCUCGGAAAUCAGGGAAGACCUGAAUAGAAUCAAGUGGAUAACGGCUAGGUGAUUCAGAAGUGAGCAUCAUAGACGGCCGAUCGCAGCCAGCCCACAUCGAGCUGCGCGGUAGAGGGGAGCGACCGCCAGCAGUCAGCAAAUAUAUCAGUGCCUCGGUGACUGUGCGCGCGCGCGUGUGUGGUGUGUGUGUGUGUGUGUGUGUGUGUGACAAAUCACACGACAUCAUGUUGUCAUUGCGAACGAUUACGUCCCUCGCGGCGUUGAUAAUACUCGCUAUCCUAGCUGUCACAUCGUCAGUUAUGGCUGGCCUACAAUGCUACGAGUGCCAUAACCAGCGUAGCAAUGAAGCCUGCUGGCAGACCAUAGUCAACUGUUCUGAAAAAGAGGAGAUUGACAAGCAAGCAUACGACACUUGCUUUUCUAAAACAGUUCAAACCAAGACAGGGCCCGCAAUUACAAAAGGUUGUGCACUUCGGCCGUGCGUCAUGGAUUCUGCCCAAAGUCUCGCACUGGGUUGCAACAAUUGCAUGGAGUGCUGUCAGGAGGACCUUUGCAAUCAAAAAGGAGGCGCGCCAGAUUCGCGCUCAUCCUUCGUACUUAUGUGGAGUAUCGUUACCUGUGGAGCGAUCCUGAUGCAUUUCUAUUGAAGGCUCGGAAGGAAAGAGAACCCCGGUGGUUACAAAAAGAAUGCGCAGCGGUAGUUAAAAGCAGGAAAACUACCGCAGCACUACCAGGCAGAAGCAAACACCUGCGUCAAACUCCAAGUCGGGGUAGUGUCCUCAUCGGGGUAUAUUGUACCCCUGCUACGUCCAGGUGCAUGACCUCCGCCGAUUCUGUCAUCCGCUAGCAUUUUAGUUCUUUGGCGUCAUUCACGUUUUACUUAUAUGCAGCCAUAAUAUCCAUGCUAGUUUAUAAUAGCUUAGUCAGGACCUUUAUCAUCUAUGGUUAUUGCUCAUGUGUUUGGCGCGCGACAGUUUUGCGUACUGCGAUGAAUUUGCAAACAUUGCUUCCCAUAAAUAAUCAAUGCAUAUAUGCCUUCGCGUCGUAAUGUGUCACGUGGUCGUACGAAAAGCUGUUUACUGGCUGUGGAGCAUAUGCUGCACCAAUGAUGUAACCAUCUCCGCUUGGCAAUUGCGAAUGAGUGUCUGGUUUUUCUGCCAUACAUACUCCCUACUUUCAUUACAAUUGUCUCCUUUAUAUCUGUAAUUUCUCUGUGAGCAGUUAUAACAGAAUCUUGAUCGAGGUGUUGUAAUUAUUAAUAAGCAAAAGUAGUGAAUAGUGAAAAAUCGCAAACUAUUGUAUCAGACGCUUUAAAUUUAUAUCACGUUAUUUUUGUUACACGACAAUUCAUUUCGAAAUAGGCUCAGUUGUUUUGAUUAACAGAGACGAUUCAGAGACGUCAUGAAGGUACUGUACGUCAAUUUUCCUAUAAAUUUAAUUCACACAGUCAAGAUUCAGACCACAAAUCUGAUUCUCAUAGUAUACGUAUGUUAUUUAAUUUUCGUUUUUAUAUUUGGUAUGUGUAAUAUGUAUGAACACAAUAUUAAUACAUAUGAUAUCUGAAAGUAACAUAGAUUAGAACGAAAACGUCUUCAUAAAUAUGUUGUGCUCUAUGUCCUAGCAAAUAUUUGAAUUAUAUAUAUAUAUAUAUUAUUAUAUAUAUAUAGAUAGAUAGAUAUUAAUAUUGAGAGAGAUGUGGUGUGUAAAAUAUAUACAGUCUGCUUAUAAGCUAGCUAUCCAUACAUGCACGAACGCAUUCACGCACACACGCUCAUGACAAUACAUAACAUACCAUUCAAACAUCCAAACAUUUUGACGAUUGGAACCACAAAGGCACGCACGGACGCACGUACGAACGCACGCACGCACGCAUGCACGCACGCACGCACGCACAUCUAUGUUCGCACAUGCCAUACACACAACGUAUACACGCACAAAAUGUAAUACACCAAUGUAUAGACAGUAAGCUAUUAUCGUGUACGUUUUUUAUAUUUCAAGACAUUGGUAAUUUUCAGUACAUUUUGUUGUCGCGCGCUUAAAAACCAUCAAUAAUAUGCUGAUGUUUCUAAGAUGUUUUGAUACACGUAUCAGCUAAACCGAAUUUCAAUAAAUCGUUAUAAGACAA
Priapulus caudatus is the source of this 2173-nucleotide messenger RNA. RefSeq names its product prostate stem cell antigen-like. NCBI's taxonomy places the organism in Eukaryota, Metazoa, Priapulida, Priapulimorpha, Priapulimorphida, Priapulidae. The coding region runs from base 273 to 695 and encodes 140 amino acids. The transcript has 3 exons. The record is from RefSeq and is a predicted model, not a curated record.